Molecule: messenger RNA, 3384 nt
Organism: Dichomitus squalens LYAD-421 SS1
Lineage: Eukaryota; Fungi; Basidiomycota; Agaricomycetes; Polyporales; Polyporaceae
Product: voltage-dependent ion-selective channel
Exons: 8
Coding region: 2143-3027 (294 amino acids)
Biological process (GO): monoatomic anion transmembrane transport
Cellular component (GO): mitochondrial outer membrane
Molecular function (GO): voltage-gated monoatomic anion channel activity
Source: RefSeq, a predicted model, not a curated record
GGUUCCUCCUACCACCAUGUCGACAACGCAGUCCAGCUCCGAAGCUACUUCCUCCUCCUCUGAGACUCCGUCACAAGCAAAACGCAUAGUGUACCAAGUAGAGACUACCGGAAGCCGAUGGGGCGACUUCAGGGAGGCCUUCAAGGUACGUACGGUCUCCCGCCGACAUGGACCACCGGAGCCGCGACUGACGGCCAUCGCGCUCGUCCUCGUCUCCGCCUAAGGAAGAGGCUGUCCCCUCGCGAUGACCUGAACAGGAUCAACGAGAUCCCGUGCGCGCGAAACAGCCUGCUGAGCGGGAUCGCGAGCGGGGUGGGCAUCGGGGUCAUCCGCGGCAUGUCGAGCAGUGCGUGUUCCCGGUCCCUUGCUUGCGGUUGCGCAUGACAUGCCUUUGCUUUGCUCACUCGGACGGCGCGGCAUCCUGCUGCUUUUGUUUCUGGGGGGAACGCAGGCGUGUUCGUCGCGUCGAAUUGGGCCGUCGGCACGUUCAUGCUCAUCUCCCUCGGUACAUGGACAAUCUGUCAGCGAAACCGGGAGGAAGAGCGGCGACGGUUGCAGCAGGUCGUCGAGGCCAUCCCGAAGCGCUUCGUGAAGACCGAAGAAGGCCCCGGGUCGGGCGAACCGAAGACGGCUUGAGGUCACGCUCUCGACUUUUGCACGCUCUACAUGUCCGCAGAGGAACCUGCAUAUUCGACGAACAUCUGGUAGGGUCCACUGCUCUCGACGCUUGGGGCUCACGGACCCCGGUCACGAGUAACUGCGGUAGUCCUGUCUCCGGUGUUUUCCCCCUCACUAUCGAUGGCGACGAGCGAGUGUGCCAAAGGCGACGGACGUGUUUAUGUCGCAUUAGAUUAUAGCGCUGUAGAUAAUAGCACGGAAGCCACAUGAUAUACACAUUAUCUUCAACCCAUUUAGUACGCCCGUCAGAAUACAUAUAUACAGCCUUCCUUGCCAUCGCACGCGAGCUAGUUCAACGCAAGUAACCCAAUAGAGAGGGUCCAAUGGGUGCGGCACAUAUGCGCUAGAAGUAUUCGGGGUGGCCCCAGACCUCUUUGCUCCAGUUUUCGACGAGCUCGGGGUCUUCGCGGUACUUUGCCUGGAAAUCCUGGAAGCCGCCGCGGAGGACGAGGACUUGAUGGGGGAUGUCCUCGCCGUCGCCCUCGAGCUGGUCGCGCGCCUGUGCGUAUAUUCGGGCAGCCUGCGGACCGCGAACUUGGGAGAGCGCGCAGUGGAACACAACUGUAGGGACGUUCUUCGUGCGUUCGACGAGGUCGUGCACGUGGACGUAGAACUGGCUGGAGGGGGAGUUGUGCGAGCCCUUGAUGUUUCCGCCCGCCCAGUCGUCGUCGCGCACGUCGAUUACGCAGUAGUCCUUCAUGGGGACCUUUUCGCUUUUGAUGAUGGCUGCGAGCUCGUCGGCAGAGAUGUACUUGAGCAUCGCGGCGGAUCGCAGAAACGAAAACGGGCGGACGUGACGAGGCGGCGGGGGAGGGGGACGCGAUGGACGGGACCUAGAACGAGAUAUAUGGAGGCCGAAAAAAGCCGGGGGAUGAAAACUGAGCGUGGCAGAGGGCCGACGGCGACGAGAGAAGCUGCGGGAGACUUCACGAAACCCUAGGGCUGCGCUCAUGCCUUAUCGGGCAGGCGAUGCUGUGUAGCAACGGCGACAUAUGUGGCCUCGGGAGCAGAUGCCCAGGAGACUAGAAUCCCAGCGAACCUCUCGAUGCAGGAGCGGCGAUAUCGAUGUGAGACGCGUCUUGGAGUGCUGAGGACGCGUCUUGGAGUGCUGUGGACGCGUCCUGACGCGGACGACCCAGGUUCCGAGGUUCCGAGCUGGGGAGACUCGAAGGGCACGGAGCGCUCGGGACUCGGAAGCGCACGAAUUACUACUGACCGAGACUGCACUUGAUAUUACGGCGCGUCUGACAAGUCGAAGGCGCGAGACAGAGGCGAGGCGAGCGUUGGUAGUAUGGGCGAGCAGAACAAAGGCGGAUCGGUGACUCUCUGUGCUGUUGCGGUAGAGGGCUGCUGUUCCGAAGGGCGAACGUGUGCGUUCGCGCGUGGACGGCUCCCGGGAGUUUCCGGCGCCUUAAAGCGACCUGUUCCCCCACUUUUCGUGCCAACGUCACUACUCCUCACGCCAUGUCUCUCCCGCAGCCCGUGCCCCCCUCCUGGAAGGACCUUGGAAAGUCGUCCAACGACCUCCUUGGCAAGGACUUCCCCAUCAAUGGUGUAGCCCUUGAUGUCAAGACUGCGACGCCCUCCAACGUGUCCUUCAAGGUUGGCGGCAGCCGCGACACCAAGUCGACUCUCAUCGGCGGCGACAUCGAGGCCAAGUUCUUCAACAAGCCCCAUGGUCUCACCUUCACUCAGACCUGGACCACCAGCAACGUCCUCAAGACUCAGGUCGAGAUCGACAACCAGAUCGCCAAGGGUGUCAAGCUCGACCUCCAGACUGCCCUCACCCCCGACACCGGUGCCAAGAGCGCGCUCUUCACCACCACCUACAAGCAGCCCGGCCUCCACACCCGCGCGUUCCUCGACAUCUUCAAGGGCCCGACCUUCACCGCAGACACCGUCGUCGGCCGUGAUGGCUUCCUUGUCGGUGCCGAGGCGUCGUACAACGUGACCGAGGGCAAGAUCACCAAGUACGCGACUGCGAUCGGCUACAGCGCCCCCGAGUACGCCGUCACCCUCCACGGCCUCGGCAACCUCACCACUUUCGCCGCGAGCUACUACCACCGCGUCAACCCCGACGUAGAGGCGGGCGCGAAGGCUGUCUACGACACGCGUGCCACCGGCAGUAACGUCGCUCUCGAGGUCGGCACCAAGGUCUACCUUGAUGCCGCUGCGUUCGUCAAGGCGAAGAUCAACAACUCUGGUAUCCUUGCUCUCGGCUACACCCAGGCUCUCCGUCCCGGCGUCCGUGCCUCCUUCGGUCUUGCGCUAGACACCCAGCGGUUGAACGAUGCCACUUCGCAAGUCGCCGCCCACAAGGUUGGCGCGAGCUUCACCUUUGAGGGUUAAAACGUUCAUGAUGUUCGAGGGGAGUGGCACUAUUUGGAUGUAUUCAUAGCUAUACGUUCAAUCCAUAAUGCGCUAUGUAGUACACUCAAUCUACUGUCCACGACAGCUGUCCUUCCGGAAGGGGUCUGCUGGUGCGGCAGUGAAGGUCGGCGCGCACGCCGAGUUCGACGAGGACGACGUGCAUUAUGCGGAAAGCGUGGACGAACGGACGCGCUUGUUCAGGCUGAAUAUCCGUACGCAGCUGUUGAGCGACUGCCGCUUUGAGCAUCUUGGUUCAUUCCUAGCUUCUGGCUCUACAAAUGGCACCCGUUGCAGCUCUAGUAUCGAUACCCCUGGAACCCCGCCCUCGACGCGCUG